AUGACAGCCCACGUAUCUGCUCCCCGGUACAGCGCCGAUGACUUUGAUACAGCUUCAAUCCGCUCAGCGGCGCCUUCUUACGGUACGUUUGAACCCCCGCACCGUUCACAGUCGCUGACGGUAGAGACAGUCUCGGAGGUGCCCUCAUACCACUCGAGGAUUACAUACAGUGAGGCCUCUCCAGCAUACACGCCGGCGGCGCCAACAAGCACAGCGACGACAACGACGACAACAGCGACAUCAUCAUCAUCAUCAACCGCAGCAGCUUCGACGCCGCGGCAAAUCUUCUCCGCAGCAUCAAGCUCCCUGACCGGGAGACAGCCAGUUGGCCUGCCGCCGCUUCCGCCUCUAGCUUCACCAAGGGUCCUCAACGACCACAGCUUCCGCAUCCCAACGUGGUCCGCCGGCAGCGCCCCGGCAGCCCGUCACUACCGCAAGGUCGCCGAGAGGCGCGUCAUUGACGGACGCUUCCAGGCCGCGGCUGAAGUGGUGGGCAUGCGGGACACUACGAUAACCCGGCAGAGCGACAACGGCGAGGGCCAUGUUGUCCGUCCGCUGGAGGAUCCUUACCUGGUGGGCGAGCAAGCGGCUGCCGAGGCCCGCCAGCAGAGGAUAGCUCGCGAGGUUGGCGAGAGCAUGUUGAGGGAGGAAGACAAGCAGUGGGAUUGGAUGCUGGCUCAGAUGAAGACGUGGGAGGAGCGAGAGAGGAACUGGACUCGGUUUCGACAAGAGGCGACCAACAGCCGGCGGAAGACGUUGUUCAGGCGAAUCGGCGGGCGGCUACUAUAGAGGAGGGUUGAUCUGCUGUUUCGCACAAGUCGGACACUGCUCGUU
This is a messenger RNA of Trichoderma reesei QM6a, 834 nucleotides long. RefSeq lists its product as uncharacterized. The record is from RefSeq and is a predicted model, not a curated record. The transcript has 2 exons. NCBI's taxonomy places the organism in Eukaryota, Fungi, Ascomycota, Sordariomycetes, Hypocreales, Hypocreaceae. Bases 1 to 789 code for a protein of 262 amino acids.